Gallus gallus (chicken) is the source of this 4919-nucleotide messenger RNA. It is a transcript of the gene FGF9, whose product is annotated as fibroblast growth factor 9. NCBI's taxonomy places the organism in Eukaryota, Metazoa, Chordata, Aves, Galliformes, Phasianidae. Gene Ontology annotation, molecular function: growth factor activity; fibroblast growth factor receptor binding. Bases 1330 to 1713 code for a protein of 127 amino acids. The transcript is spliced from 2 exons. The record is from RefSeq and is marked validated. Gene Ontology annotation, cellular component: cytoplasm. Gene Ontology annotation, biological process: positive regulation of gene expression; lung development; animal organ morphogenesis.
UGUUGGCUUCAGCUCGUGCUUUGUUAAAUUUAUGUGAUUCAUGCCUGCUAUUGAUUAGUGCGCAACUAUUUUGUGGGAGAUGCCAAAUUAAUUGUUCCAAAAAUCCAUGAAAGUGCUUUUUUAUUGGCCACGUGAGGCUCAACACAUACUACCCUGUUAUUUUAUUGUUUCAUGCAAAUAUAAUUCCCAACGAGCUUUUAAAAUAGUUAUGUGGUGUGCUUAGACAUGAGAAUUCACAAACUCUAUUGGAAAUGCUGCGCUGGGCUUUACUUUGUGGCUUGGAACGCCGCAUGGUGCGGCCGCGUGGUGCUUCUGAGCGGGGCUGGGUCACUCUGCACUCACUGUGGUCUUCAUGAACAGUCUGGAGUAGGGAGCGAUCCUCGUUGGUUCCUUGCAGUUCUGGCUGUGGGUGAGGUCUGGCUGGUGGCAUCCUCACCGAGAGGGAAAGGCUGCCAGAAACCCAGAGCUCAGACGCAGAGGAGGUGGUGCCUGAGGUGGUUCUCUCAGUACUGGGCACACGGAUGCUGAACCUGGGAGCUCUGCAGAAGGAGGGAGAGCUUGUCUGCAGAGUGCCCUGUCUGUGGGGCACAAACGUCUGUGUGAGCUCACUGCUGCCUGUACAAGAGGAUGCAACCAUUCAUACACUAUCCCUUGGGUUUAGAGUAUUUCGAUUUUCAAGUUUGAGAUGAGUAAAAAAAUACCAUACCAGUGAGAAUGCCUAAUAUCUAGAGGAAUAGUGUGAGCCUCUGGACUGUGCUACAGAUCUCAUUUCUCAAGCCUCUGAAGAUGACACUGUGAGUAAACCUUUCCACGUAUUCCUGAUUCAUUGAUGCCUGGAAGUAGAGUUCUGGUUCCAUGUGUAAAGCUAUUUUCAUCUCACAAUGCUGACUCAAAUGUUUUUUGGUUUUUCUUUUUUUCUUUUUUUUUUUUCCUUUUUAAAUUUACUUGGCAAGACAGAUUUCAUAGGUGCUUUAAUAGUGGUGAUUCUAUCUGUCCCAAAACUCAAUUUUCUUCAUUGAACGCUUUAUGUGUUGCACAAAUCACGAUGCUGACAAGUCUACAGUAGGGCUGAGCUUUAGUUUUGUGUUCAGAAAUGAUAAGAAAGCGUGAGGAUAAUCGUUUAAUUCGACACAUUAAUACUGUCUGCAAUGCAUCCUUUGAGCAGAGAUUAAAGGACUUCACCAUUCAAGCAUCCUAUUUUAAGGUGCAUUUAUUUAUUCCUCAUCUUUGUCCAAACAACUCUGAAAAUGGAAAGCAGGCCCUUGGCACCAGCUCAUUGUCACUGAGGGAUCAGUCACAUCUAGGAAAAAACCUUCCAGUGCAUACAACAUGUACAUUGUGUGCUUUCUCCUGUAUGUUCUAGGUAUACUGGAGUUCAUCAGUAUAGCAGUGGGCCUGGUCAGCAUCCGAGGAGUAGACAGCGGACUCUACCUUGGAAUGAAUGAGAAAGGGGAGCUCUACGGCUCGGAAAAAUUAACCCAGGAGUGUGUAUUCAGAGAGCAGUUUGAAGAAAACUGGUAUAACACAUAUUCAUCAAAUCUAUAUAAACACGUGGACACUGGAAGACGAUACUACGUGGCGUUAAAUAAAGAUGGAACUCCAAGAGAAGGGACUAGGACUAAACGGCAUCAAAAAUUUACACAUUUUUUACCUAGACCAGUGGACCCUGAGAAAGUACCUGAACUAUAUAAGGAUAUUUUAAGCCAAAGUUGACAAAGACAAUUCCUUCACUUGAGCCCUUAAAAAGUAACCACUAUAAAGGUUUCAUGCGGUGGGUUCUUAUUGAUUAGCUGUGUCAUCACAUCAGCUCCACUGUUGCCAAACUUUGUCGCAUGCAUAAUGUAUGAUGGAGGCUUGGAUGGAACAUGCUGAUUUUGUUCUGCACUUAAAGGUUUGUCCUCCUGGAGGAGAGCCUAUGCCCACUCGCUUGAUUUAGUACGAGAGGGAGAGCGCGAGAGAGUGAGUGAGAGCGAGAGGAAGCGAGAGCGUGAAUGGGAGUGAGAGAGGGGAGCCAGAGGGAGGAGGAGAACGGCCUGAUGCAUGCUGGGGAAUGGACACGCUUUUAAAUUUUUGAUCAGUUGUACUUCGUCAUAUAUCAGCAUAGCUGCCAUACUUUGAUUCAUCGGGAUUUUUGGCUGGUGGCCUGCUCAAGUGUACGCUGCAUUUACAAAGGCAUGGAGGGUGCAGUCUUACGUAGACAAGAGACUUUUCAGUUAAUCGCUCGCUGGGUCUCACCCCGCUGAGUUUAAAGCAAAGACCUCUUAGUAAAAAUAAAAAUAAAAAUAAAAAGUUAAAUUUAUUUAUAGAAAUUCCAAAGGCAACAUUUUAUUUAUUUUAUAUAUUUAUUUAUUAUAUAGAGUUUAUUUUUAAUGAAAUAUGUACAGGCCAGAUAGGCAUUUUGGAAGCUUUAGGCUCUGUAAGCAUUAAAAUGGCAAAGGCCACUAUGAACCUGUGGUAAAUUCAUGCAAGUAAAUAUAAAGGUGCAUGGAUAAAAAGAAUAACAAUAAAAAGGUAAUAAUAAUGAAUUCUAGUGACCCUCAUGUACUAAAGGCGACAAUCUCUUUUGUGCCCGUAUUAUUGUAAAAGUAUGCAUACCACUCAUGACACUGAGUACUCACUCUUCUGACUGCUUGUUUCAUAGCUUACCCCCAGAGGAUUAAAAACAAAACUGGGUCUCCAACUAUUUUUCUGUGUCUGUAAUAUUUCCUCUCUGAUAAAGUGACUUAUUACAUCAUUGUAAACUUCACGGCUGCGGAAAAUAUAGGGGUUGGAAUAUAUUCUACUUGUUAAAACCUAUUGCAGAUUAUACCAAAGCUAAAUGAUAAGUAUGCUUUUAUUUUUUAUGUUUUCCUAAAGCAGAAUGCCAGAAACAACAUAAGUAAUAUCAACAGUUGUACUAAUUUUAAGAUUCCUCAAAUAGCACAUAAGGGUUUUAGAGGGCAAGAACCAGGCUAAAAGGAUCACUCUUGUAAAUGUGUUUUAUUUGUGCACUUGACUAUCUACUAUGAAAUUAUACAAGUUCCAUAGGGGUCAUUGUAACAUCUUUUAUGGAAAAUUGCUUUCAGUGUGAACUGUCAUAAUACAUGAUAUUAGCACCCUUCUCAAAGUAAAACUUGCAAAAUGAAACUAAUAAAUCUCUAUCAAUAAUGACAAUGGGGGGAAAGUAUUAGACUUUUUUUUAAAGUAUGUUCAGAUAUUCACAAACUGUGAAAUAACAGUAUGUAAUAUUUAAGGAACUGUAGCAUUGUAUGUUAAGCACACAAACACACUGAUGAGCUGUUACCAUUUGGGAAUUAACCUGUAGAAAGAAACAUUUUUUUUUCCCAGUACUCUGAAGGUAAAUUAAAAAAAAAAAAAAAAAAGAGAGAGAGGAAAGUCACAUAAGGACCACACGACAUUUUGGAGCUGUUGCAUCCUUUAGGGUUCGAACCUGGUACCAUUAAUGUGAGUACAGCUUUUGCUGUGGGGUCUGCAGGGAGUGUGAUACCCCAGCUGCCCUUGGCAGCACUAGGGCUGAGCCAAACAUACUUUGGCGUAGCUGUAACUGCAGCCUAUUCAUAAUUAUAUAAUCCUGAUUUGUUUUCUCUCUGAUGCACACCUGUCUGUGCGAUAUGAACAGAUAUGAUUCGAAGCAUAAAUCUGUUCUGGAAUAGCUCAUGGCUUGGUGUCCUGAGCAAGAGGGAGCUCCCUGUGCUCUGUGGGUAGGAGAAGCCACGCCUCAACUGGGAGAUACCAGCAACCUUCACUAAAACACGGCAUUUUGUUGUAAUGUUUCUGAGUGAUAAAGACACAUCAAAGCAGAUUGUUGAUUUGUAAGAUGCAGUUGGACGCACGCACUUGCCUGGGGACUGCUAUUGCUGAGGGGUCUAAGCCCAAUCCACAGCACAGCGGUUGGUUUCCAACCCUUUCCAGCCUGCGUGUAAAUGUGGCAGCAGGUUAAGCAGGUGCUGAAUGGUUGGGCCAGGAGCACGAAGCCUUGCUAGAGCUCGAACAAGUAAGUGAGCUCCUGGGAAGUGCUGGGUUCACCACGCGUUGUCAAACAGAGCGAUCGCACUGAAGGAAGGACGGCUGUGACUCUGCGUUUUGGCAGAAAACAUUGCGUGUGCCAGGAAGCGAAUCGCAAAGGUUAAAAACCUGAUGAGUUGAGGCCAUGGUGCCAGGCCACGGACUGAGUCUUCAUGUUCAAUUGGUUUGGAUUUUUAGGCAUAGACAAAUCAUUACUACUCGUUAACAUGUUCUAUCUAUUUUUUUUUUUUUUUUUGUAUUUUUCUAAAGAAAGGAUUAAAACCAAGAAAAAUGUUAUGAGUUUAUGGCAGUCCAUAUAAAUAAACUGUAUCCAAUUUACUCUAAUAACCCAUAAUGGUGUGUAAAUACUGACUUUCUGUAAAUAUGGAAACAUGUAAUUUAACAUAGGCGUUACUGUGAGACUGGAUGGUCCAGGAGCUGGCAAUUUAUCACUCGUUGCAGGUUGACUGGGCCUAAUCCAGCCUGGCUCAAGGACCGAUCAACAGAUUUUGUUCAGUCACUUGUGCAAAAUGAGUUAUUUCUGCUUGUUUUCUGGUGGGGGUGGGCAAAGCCUUACUCUCCUGGGUGCUGCUUGGCUUCCGUGCCAGGGGCAUGGAUGCGCUUCUGCUCCUCGCUCCUCCCUGGUUUGGUCCCAGCGUAGGGCUGGAGGCAGCUGAGCUGACAUGGGCACGCGUGUGCUGCUGCUGCCCCACAGCCGUGCACAGACAGAACUCUUCAUUUCCUAGUGCUGCUGAUCUGACACCCCUUUCCAGCAUUAAAAUUCACUUGAAGGGAAAUCUGAGGGGGAAAAAACAGAGCAAUUGGUGUUAUUUACUUGACAUUCUGUAAUGGUGUGUAAAAUACAUACAGAAUUCUGUAAAUUGUAUAAAUACAUUGCUAUAGAAUUUGGAAAA